AUGGCGUCCAACUCGUCCCUCGUCUACGAUUUGCCACCCCUCCCAUCAUACACCCUCACCCCGAGGGAGCCGCUCAUCUCACCCAUCCCCGAUAAUAUCCUCGCCUUGAUGCUCCCCAUAAUCGCCUACUGGGGCGUCUCCAUGAUCUUCCACGUCAUCGAUGUUUACGAUUUGUUCCCGCAAUACAGACUCCACACGCCCGCCGAGCUGCUCAAACGGAACCAUGUUUCGCGCACUGACGUUGUAAAGGAUGUUAUAUUGCAGCAAGUCAUCCAAACGAUUGCUGGUUUUAGUGUCUCUUAUUUUGAUCCGCCAGAAUGCACGGGAAAGGAGGUUUAUGAUGUGGCGGUUUGGGCGAGGCGGAUCCGGAUGGUGCAGAGACUUGUACCGGGUCUGCUUGGGCUCGUGGGCAUUGACUCUGUUAACCUUUCCAAGAGUUUGUCGGGUUUCCCUACUUUAUCUGCUGCACUAGCAGGAGGUGUAUAUCCAAAUCUCUGGCAAACUAUGGCUCUGGACAAUGGGCUUGAAGUCGUGGCUCCGGCUUUUGCGGGCUGGGAGCUUACUUUGGCAAGCUUCAUUUACAACUAUUUCAUCCCGGGACUGCAGUUCUUCAUUGCCAUUCUGGUCGUUGAUACGUGGCAAUACUUCUGGCACCGGGCGAUGCAUCUCAAUCGCUGGCUUUAUGUAAAAUUCCACUCCCGCCACCACCGCCUUUACGUUCCUUAUGCAUUUGGCGCACUAUACAACCACCCCGUGGAGGGAUUUUUGCUCGACACCGCCGGAGCCGGCGUGGCAUUCCUCGUUACUGGUAUGACCUCUCGUCAAGCUAUGUGGUUCUUUUCUAUGUCGACUAUUAAGACUGUCGAUGACCACUGCGGCUAUCAUUUCCCUUGGGACCCACUUCAGCUCAUCACCUCCAACAACUCAGCCUACCAUGAUAUCCACCACCAAAGCUGGGGAAUCAAGACCAACUUUUCGCAACCAUUCUUCACUUUUUGGGAUCGAUUUAUGGGAACUCGCUGGGAUGGAGAAGUGAAGAUGAAAUACGAGCGUGCCCGUGUCGCUGCUGAGAAGCAAGUCGAGCGUGAACGGCUGGAGAACAAUGGCGAGGAUAUUGAUCGUGUUCUAGAGUCCGAACCCGGCCCAUUAGAUGCCGCUGGCGAGGACUUUGCGCAAGAAAAGACGCCAUUCAAGAUUAUCCCCCGAGCGACCCGAUCCGCAUCACGACGAGCUCACGGCGUGAAUGGCAGUAUUCGUCAGAAGUAG
This is a messenger RNA of Talaromyces amestolkiae, 1266 nucleotides long. RefSeq lists its product as uncharacterized. Gene Ontology annotation, molecular function: iron ion binding; oxidoreductase activity. The transcript has 2 exons. The coding region runs from base 1 to 1266 and encodes 421 amino acids. The record is from RefSeq and is a predicted model, not a curated record. Lineage: Eukaryota; Fungi; Ascomycota; Eurotiomycetes; Eurotiales; Trichocomaceae. Gene Ontology annotation, biological process: lipid biosynthetic process.